AUGCGCCGUUCUGUAACUCACUUGCCCAAAGACCUGGACAGGACCAUCGACCCGGGCAAACGAGCCGGGCAAACGAGCAAGGCAAACGAGCAAACGCACAGGUUCCGCGGAGGCUUGGCCCCCGCGCUGCUGCAGCAGCUGGUGCUCACGGAGAACCAGCGGGGGGAGCAGUUGGUGCACCUCAACUCCGGGCGGCAGCUCCUGGAGGAGCUGCUACUGUUGGGCGCCAACUUCUCAGCGCGCACUGCGCUCGGGGCGCUGCCCUUGCACACGGUGGCAGGGUUGUCCGAUGCCUCCCAAACCCUGGAGCUGUUGGCCCGGUAUUCCGAGGAUGUGGCCAGCGCCCGCGAUUCCCGUGGCCGCUUUUGCGCGCACUACGCCGCCGCGGCCGGGGCCGGCGGGAAUUUGCGGUGGCUCAGGGAGCAAGGAGCCGACCUUCGGGCGCGGGACUAUGAACUUCUGCUGCCUCUGGAGCUGGCGUUUGCUGGCGGCCACUUCGAUUUAGUGCCCGUCUUCGCGGGAGACUUCCCGUUAGAGGCCGCCGCAGGCUCUGGGAACGUUUCGCUGGUUCAGCAGCUGGUCCUGGACGGCUACUCCCCACACGAGGUGGACGAGCGGGCGCGCACGGCCAUCUUCGAGGCCUUGGAGAAGGACCGCGUGGACGUGGCACAGUUUUUGGCUUCGCAGAACGCCUCGCUGACGCUGCUGGACGUCAGUGGGCUCAGCCCACUGGCCGCCGCCGUGCGCUUCCAGCGCUCCGCCUCCCUGGAGUUCCUGGUGGCGCAGAAUGUACCCGUGACGCAGCGGCUCGCCAAUGCCUCCACGGCCUUGCACUUGGCUGCGGCCGGCGGCAGGGAGAUCAUCGACCUCUUGGUGAGGGCUGGGGCGGACGUGAAUGCCGUGGACAUGUUGAACCGCAGCGCCCUUCACUUCUGCACCAACGCGGGAGCAGUGGAGGCGUUGCUGGCGGCCAACGCCUCGCACUUGCCCAGCCUUCGGGGCCUCUUGCCGCUGCACGUGGCGGCGGUUGAGGGCCGGGUGGAAGCCCUAGAAGCUUUGCUGGCUUCGCGCACCACGCAGGUGGACGCCGUGGACUUUUCGGGGAACACCCCGCUGCACCUCGCCGUGGCUGCGGGCCAAGCGCCGGCAGCUCAGGUGCUGCUGCGCUGGUGCGCCAGUGCCCUCACCUUGAACCAGGAUGGGCAGGCGCCUGUGCAGCUGGCACGCACCGUGCAGAUGCAGGACGUGCUCGAUCAGCCAGCCGAGCGCUGCCAGUGCGACUGCGGCAGCUUGAGGUUCGACCCUUUGAUGGUCACAGGCACGUGGCAAAGCUGCUCCACUACCGUGAGGAACUGCAUGAAUAGCCCGACCUGCUGCAAUCCCACUACCAAGUGCUAUGCCAAGGAUGAGGCGGUGGCAGUCUGUCUCCACAGCUGCGCUCCGGGCAUCCACUUGAACGACCCGCCGCAGUAUCAAACCCCAUGGACCUGUCGACUCAUCGGAUCCGCUCCCAGUCCUCCUGCCAGCCUUCCAGCUCCAGCUCCCAGCCUUCCAGCCCCAAGCCCCAGCCCGGCGCCUGGCAGCUGCACGCCUUCCUACCACGUGAACUGCAUGAGCAACACCAAGUGCUGCGAUGAGCGCACCAGGUGCUAUGCCAAGGAUGCCAAGGUCGCGGUCUGCCUGCACAGCUGCACCCCAGGCAUCCACCUCAACGACCCGCCCCAGUGGCAAACGCCAUGGACCUGUGAUUUGCUGGGCGGAUCACCCGCGCCCUCGCCACGGCCAACGCCGCCAAGCCCACCCCCGCCCACGUGCACGCCCUCCUACAGCGUGAACUGUAUGAGCAAUCCAGUUUGCUGCGACCCCAGCACCAAGUGCUACGUCAAGGAUCCCGCGGUGGCCUUGUGCCUACACAGCUGCACGCCAGGUAUCAAUCCCAACGACCCGCCCCAGUGGCAGACCCCUUGGAGCUGUGAUCUGGUCAGGCCAGUCACGCCGGCGCCAACCACGACAGCGCCGGCUUUGCCAGAGCCGACGACAUCCACGCCGGCAACGGAGCCAACAACGCCCAGUCCGACUAAGCCGACAGAGCCGACUACCACGACAGCUCAGCUAACGCCGCCGACAUCAACGACAGAGCCGACUACGACGGCUCAGCUAACGCCGCGGCCAAAGCCAUCAACGACAGGGACAAGUCAACCGACAACAGCGGCACCUACCCGGCCGGCGACGACAGCGCCGACAACUCAGGCGCCGACACCAAGCAUACCAAGCGACCCUUUGACGCAGCCCAGCGAUGGGAAGCUGCUCGAGUUCUACAUGUACCGCGCGCAGAGCGAUGCCGAGUACACGCUGGAGAACAUCAACGCGGGAAACUUGGAAGGUAUGAUGUGGUACCUGCAGAACGAGGUCCUGUCUGGUGUCUAUGGCCCUGGCGCGAAGUUUGGCAUCACCCGCAUCCUGCGCUUGAAGGUAACCAUGAAGGCAACGCAGCCUUUGCUGGACAAGGGCAUGAACUUCGGCAUCCGCGUGGCCUUCGACAGUGGUAAGUGCACCGGGCCGGACUGUGAGAUGGACUGGCAGGACUUUGGGUACAACGUGGGCUGCAACAAGCUCGGGGACUGGCCCUUUCCGAUCUACGACACCCACUUUCCGGGAGGCAUUUGGUAUAGCCUCCCCGGCCCAUGUCCUUCCCAGUCCUACUUGGACAAGGAUGGCGCCUGCCAGCAGGCGGAGCCGGGAGGCAAGUGCGAGUCUCCCACCGGAGCCUUCGAUUGCACUUGGAGCUAUGAGUCGGCAGGGCAGGUGCAGCUCACAGAUCUCUAUGAGAAUGCCACCGAGGAGGAGUUCUGGGCCGGGAACAGCACAGAGGUGAAUCUGCGCAAGGUGGCUGUGGCGCGAUCUCUCUUCCAAGCCAAGUACGGCGCAGACCCGCCGGUUCCGCCUUGUGACUUCAAGCGGAGCAAAGUCUACGGAUAG
Effrenium voratum is the source of this 2979-nucleotide messenger RNA. Lineage: Eukaryota; Dinophyceae; Suessiales; Symbiodiniaceae. The record is from the annotation of a GenBank genome assembly.